CUGAGCUCCCGUGGGUGCAGUGACGGAGCAGCUCCGUGUCGUGACAGACUGUGGAUGUGUGAGCUGCCUCUGAAAAAUGGAGAACUCCGGAGCAGGACCAGGGUCUGGACGUAGACCCAAAGCUGAACCAGGACUAAACCAGGACUAUAUCAGGUCUAAAGCAGGUCCUGGCCCCAGUGGAGUCUCUCUGGGAAGUAACAUCUCCAAAGGCUUGGACAUCGACUUUAAAAAAGGCCAAAGUGGAGCCUCUGCACAGCUCAGAGACAAGGAUCUGAGCAUUCCCAUUGGCCAGGAGCCUCAGGAGGAGCUGGACUCCAUCUUCCUGGUUCUGGAGGAGCAGGUCCUGAGGUUUGUCCAACAACAACUGCAGAAGCUCCACAGGCUCCUGGCCUCAGAUUACCCAGAAUGCUCCAAGAGUGAGGAGGAGGAGAGCAGAGAGGUUUUGAACAUCACCCUGGACUUCCUGAAGAGGAUGGACCACGAGGAUCUGGCCCAGCGCCUGCUCAGCAGGAGUAAAGCUGGAGUCAGAGAUAAACUGAAGUGUGAUCUGCAGCAGAGGUUCAGCCGUGUGUUUGAGGGUGUGGCCAAAGCAGGAGACUCCGCCCCACUGACCCAGAUCUACACAGAGCUCUACAUCACAGAGGGCGGAGCCUCAGAGGUCAACCAGGAACAUGAGGUCAGACACAUAGAGAUGGUGUCCAGGAGACAGGCCACUCUAGAGACCACCAUCACAUGUGAAGAGCUCUUUAAAGCCCACCCACAUUCACCACAGCCAAUCAGAUUAGUGCUGACGAAGGGCGUGGCCGGCGUGGGGAAAACAGUGCUGACUCAGAAGUUGAGUCUGGACUGGGCUGAAGGCCGGGCCCACCAGGACCUCCAGCUGCUGUUCCCGUUCACUUUCAGAGAUCUGAACGUGCUCAGAGACUCACAGUUCAGCCUGGUGGAGCUGCUGCACCACUUCUUCAGUCCAUCCAAAGAUCUCUGCAGCUUCCAACAGCUCCAGGUGCUCUUCAUCUUUGACGGUCUGGAUGAGUGCAGACCUCCUCUGGACUUCAGCCAAACACAGGUCCUGAGCGACCCCACAGAGUCCGCCUCAGUGCACGUGCUGCUGGUGAACCUCAUCAGGGGGAGCCUGCUUCCCUCCGCUCGCCUCUGGAUAACCACACGCCCCGCCGCGGCCAAUCAGAUCCCCACUGAGUGCGUCUCCAUGGUGACAGAGGUGCGAGGGUUCACUGACCCCCACAAAGAGCAGUACUUCAGGAAAAGGUUCAGGGUCCAGGCCAAAGUCGUCAUCUCCCACAUCAAGAGCAUCCGCAGCCUCCACAUCAUGAGCCACAUCCCGAUCUUCUGCUGGAUCCUCUCCACAGUGCUAAAGAAGCUUCUGGAACAAACAGAACCAGACCUGCCUCGGACUCUCACACAGAUGUACAUCCACUUCCUGGUGGUACAAGCCAAAGUCAAGAACAUCAAGUACCAUCAGGGAUCAGGGGAGGACCUUCACUGGACUCCAGAGACCAGGGAGAUGGUGCGGUCUCUGGGAAAACUGGCCUUUGAACAGCUGCAGAAAGGAAACCUGAUCUUCUACGAGAGUGACCUGAGUGAGUGUGGGCUGGAUGCUGCAGCGGCCUCAGUGUACUCCGGAGUGUUCACACAGAUCUUUAGAGAGGAGCCAGGCCUGUACCAGGACAAGGUCUACUGCUUCAUCCAUCUGAGUGUACAGGAGUUUCUGGCUGCUCUUCACGUCCAUCAGAUCUUCUACAGCUCUGGAGAGAAUCUGCUGGAGACACUACACUCCUCUGAGAGAACAAAAUGUACUGCUCAUGAGUCUGAGCAGCAUUCAGAUUCAAAGGAGGAUUUCCUUGUCCCCUCUGUGAGUCCUGAAGCAGAAGAAACAAGACCCAAAGAGCAUUCAACACUCAGACUGAGAAAGAGACAGUCACAGUCAGACAGACAAACUUCUGAGAAGACUCCACCAAAAAAAACAAAAACACUGAAACGAUCCCUAAAAUCCACACUCAAAACGAAGCUCCUCCAGAAUUUAAAUCCAAGAAGUGAUAAAUCAAGACAAACUAGACCAGAAACCCCUGAGAGUCCUGAGUAUGACUCAGAAGAGUUUGAGGACUAUUCAGAUACAGAGAUCUCCUCUGUCCCUGCUAUGACACCAGACCCUGACACAGCCCUGUACCGUUCUGCUGUGGACCAGGCCUUACAGAGUCCAAACGGACACCUGGACCUGUUCCUGCGCUUCCUCCUGGGGCUGUCUCUGCCGACCAAUCAGAGGCUGCUGCAGGGUCUGCUGACUCACACAGGAAGUGACCCGACCAAUCAGGAGACAGUAAAGUACAUCAAACAGAAGCUGGAUGAAGAGGGUGUGUCUGCAGAGAGAAGUCUGAACCUGUUCCACUGUCUGAACGAGCUCAACGAUGGCAGUCUGGUGCAGGCGAUACAGAAGAACAUGAGAAGAUACCUCUCUUAUAGAACCAUGUCUCCUUCUCAGUGGUCUGCUCUGUCCUUCGUCUUACUGUCCUCAGAGUCAGACCUGGAGGAGUUUGACCUGAGGAAAUACCAGGCCUCAGAGAACGCUCUCCUGGGUCUGCUGCUGGUGGUCAGAGCCUCCACCAAAGCCCUUCUUUGUGGCUGUGGUCUGUCUCCUCACAGCUGUGCUCCUCUGGCCUCAGUCCUCAACUCCUCCAGUCUCACACAUUUGGAUCUCAAUCACAACGACCUCCAGGACUCAGGAGUGGAGCUGCUGUGUUCUGGACUGAAGAGCGCCCCCUGCAGACUGGAGACGCUCAGGCUGUCUGGAUGUCUGGUCUCAGAGAGGGGCGGGGCUGCUCUGGCUUCAGCUCUGAGCUCCUCUGCCCCCCACCUCAGAGAGUUUGACCUGAGCUACAACCAUCCAGGACCCUCCACAAAGCUCCUGACCGCUCUAUGGGACCAGCGCCCCCUGCUGUCUGUCAGGUUGGAUCCUGCUGGAGAGCGCUGGAUGGUCCCAGGUCUGAGGAAGUACUACUGUGACGUCUCUCUGGACCCAAACACAGCUCACAAUCUUCUGGUUCUGUCUGAGGACCAUCGCACUGUGACACGUGUGAAAGAGAGGCAGAAGUAUCCAGAUCAUGAGGAAAGGUUCACAGACCGGGUGCAGGUCCUGGGCUGCACUGGCCUGAGGGGGCGCUGUUACUGGGAGGUGGACUGGAGCGGGAGGGUUUAUUUAACAGUGAGUUACAAAGAGAUCAGACGGAGAGGAGAGGGAUGGGAGUGUGGGUUCGGAUACAACGAUCACUCCUGGUGUCUGGAGCUCUACGAGGAUGGAGAGUACUAUGUCCGUCACAACAGCAACAUAACACGACUCCACCGCUCCCGUCACUCGGAGGCAGGGGGCGUGUCCUCUGGUGAAGGGGGCGUGUUCUCUGGCAGAGUGGGCGUGUUCCUGGACUCUGAGGCCGGAGCUCUGACCUUCUAUGAGGUCUGCGCUGAUGGAGAACUGAUCCACAUCUGGACCUUCUCCUCGUCCUUCUCUGAGCCUCUGUUUCCUGGGUUUGGAGUGUGGGAGAAAGAAGGUUCCUCUGUGACUCUGGUGAAAGAGACGAGAUAAAACAGAAGAGAAACUGGACUUGUCCCACGAUAAGGACACAACAAUGAGAACAAAAGAUAGAGAGAAAUAAGAACAAAAUGGAGCUAUAGUGUGACUAUUGAAAUUAGACUCUGACUCAAAUAAAAACUUGAAACAGAAACUAAACAAGGCCAAAGCGACUGGACUGGGACAGUUCUUCACUUUGGAUCCGUUUUGGACCAGAAAAUUUUGUUGGGUAUGUGACUUGUGGGGGAUUAAAGAGGGGGUAUGUUUAUGGUCCCGUCGGCACCUUUAAAGGAAUAAUAAUUGUGGCCAGUUAUAAAAAAAAUACAUAAAAUGCAUUGAAGCCAAAUGAUUGUGCAUGAUAUGUAUCCACAUGUAGAGCUCCGCCCCUGCAGACAGGUGCUUGUAUCAGAAACACCUGUCUGUGAUCAGGGCAGUGCUGUGUGAUGUCACCAACUACUAGAAUUUGCAAAAGUCACUGAAGGCAGCACAAAGGUUUUGGAGCAGAAAGGUGCAGUUUUACCUUUACCUGGUUUGCACUGAAGUCGUCACACAGUAGAUAAAAGUAUAAAAACACCACAUACACACUUCAGUAACAACAAGUGGAUUUAUUAUUUAGUUCCACUUUAAACAUUGUUAUAUAUUUCACAAUUACAUACAAAAAAUGAUCCAAGUCAAAAUUUCAGUAGUUUUCAAAAAUGAAAAAGCCCUAUUUUAAUCUAAAUUAAAAGUCCCUGUAGUUUGAACAUUACAAAUGUACACAAAACAGUACACGAUUGUCACAGAGUCACAAAUACAAGCUGGAUUUAAAUCAUUUUAAAGUAAGUAAAAAUUGCACAUUUUCAUCUUUUUUAUUUUGCUCUGAGACAGUCUGGCUUCUUGAAUCCAGUAUUUAUAUCCAAUCACAGUAAAAAUGCUCUUGCAAAACAAAGAAAUCUUAAAGAUCCUAUAUGACACAAAAGUGACUCUUGUGAACUUUAAGUCCUGUUAGAAUACUGUUCCCUCCUCCAAAACAGACCUGGAGUUGUGUUUUGUUUCAUUCACAUGUUUGAGUAACCCUUUAUUAUUAAUCUGGCUACAUCUACAAAGCUCAAAAUGCUCUGUUCCACCUUGUGAUGUCAUAAAGUGGUAGUUUUCAAGUUGACAUCUCCUUUUACCUUUAGUUCAGUAAAGACAGUCACUUCAGGACUGAUCCAAAUGAUUCUAGCGAAGGUGUAAGGUGUUUAAAAAACACAGUGGAGCUGUUUUACCACAUGACAUCACAAAGUGGAACACAGUGUUUUCCAUUUGAGAGAAAAUCUCACAGACUUUGGGCUCUGUUUGUGAUGAGAAAACAACAUUUGAACAUAGAUCAGAAAGUAGCGUAAUGGCCCUUUAAAUAUGUACAUCAUUCAUAUGUACAUUAUUCAUUAUGUUGCACAGUCAUUCACAAUGGCAAUAACAGUUUUUUUCUGAAUCUCAAACAAUCUUUUAAAUCGUAAAUUCUUAUUUUGUCUCUGUAUCAAAAGAUGCUGGCGUUGCUAUGGUAGCGGUGCUAACUUUGAUGCUCCUGAGCUCGUGGUUGAAAGUAGAAGAGUUUUCGGAGGAAGUUGAAGGAGCCGGGCAUCUGUUUGUACAGACCUUUGGCUGAGUUCUGAGACACCUCAUGAUUCACCUGCAACAAGCAAAAUGAACUUCAUUCAACAAGAACAGAACAAUCAAAAGUUAAAGCUACACUGUGUAACUUUUCUAGUGCAGGUCCGUCACCUGUUUGUCUCCAUGGAGAUAUAGUUUUGUCUUUGUCUGAAAUGUUACUCAGACUGGAACUUUGUCUUGCAUUUAUUUAAUUACUUUUUUACAGCUCAAAAAAACUGAACAGAAAACUGUUCCAAACUGACAAACUCAGACCUUUGUGAAAGUUUUACAGUUGUUACAGCCCCAGGCCUCCACUUCUCUGCCUUGUUUUGUGUGUUUUCAAUUCUUCUGCUGGCUGUCUUAAGUCCUGCUGGGAGAGCCCUGGUCCCUGAUUGGUGGGGCUUGUCUCUGCCCCCUCACCUGCAGACACCUCCCUGUUCAAGGAGAGUCCAGCACCUGUUCGGGGCUGUGGCCUUUGUGGCCUGUCUGCCGUUUUGUGUCUGAGUCUCUUUUGUGUCAGUCAGUUGUUUUUGUACUAGUACAUGUCUCACUUUGUUUGUGUUGACACACUUAGUUUAGUUUAGUUUAGUUCUGUUUUGUGCCUUUUUGUUUUGUCACUUGAUUCUGUUUGUGGGUUUAUGUGGUUUUACUUUGGGGCAUUUGUGAUUUAGUUUUGUGUGUGUCCUUUAGUUUAAUCACUCGUUUUUGUACUACAUGACUCGUGUUUGGCACAAAACUUGUUAUAUGUUAAUCCUGUUAUGUUGUUUCUUAGUUUAGGUUAUUUUGUGUACAUAUUUUAGCAUGUUUUGUUAAUUUACCCUUGUACAUUCCUGUUAAUUAAACCUUAUAACUUUA
This is a messenger RNA of Boleophthalmus pectinirostris (great blue-spotted mudskipper), 6046 nucleotides long. RefSeq names its product NLR family CARD domain-containing protein 3-like. The record is from RefSeq and is a predicted model, not a curated record. The transcript has 9 exons. Lineage: Eukaryota; Metazoa; Chordata; Actinopteri; Gobiiformes; Gobiidae. Bases 77 to 3595 code for a protein of 1172 amino acids. Gene Ontology annotation, molecular function: protein binding.